Archocentrus centrarchus (flier cichlid) is the source of this 2895-nucleotide messenger RNA. It is a transcript of the gene asb8, whose product is annotated as ankyrin repeat and SOCS box containing 8. Gene Ontology annotation, biological process: intracellular signal transduction. Gene Ontology annotation, molecular function: protein binding. The coding region runs from base 289 to 1158 and encodes 289 amino acids. The transcript is spliced from 4 exons. NCBI's taxonomy places the organism in Eukaryota, Metazoa, Chordata, Actinopteri, Cichliformes, Cichlidae. The record is from RefSeq and is a predicted model, not a curated record.
UGCCUACAUGCCUAUAUUGGGAUAAGUGACUACACUUGGCGAGUACGUGGCAUCCACCCAAGCCCCGUAAACGUCGGUGUUUAAAGAAAAUGUCAUGUUGGUUCUUCGACGGUCACCCGGCCACCGAAGCUCGAAGCAGAGGGCGUGGCUCUAGUGGUGACGUUUCGUGUUUAUGUGAAAGCUAGCAGCGGUCGGUCUGUACGGUAACCUGUCAGACCUUCAAACCGUGGACCGAAAACGUGUGCUGUAGCGUCACCCCUGCCUGGGUGCCAUGGUCUUCUGUUACACAUGAGCUCUACUAUGUGGUACAUCAUGCAAAGCAUUCAAAGUAAAUACUCCUUGUCUGAGCGGCUCAUCCGGACAAUCGCAGCCAUCCGCUCAUUCCCACACGACAAUGUGGAGGAUCUUAUUCGUAAGGGUGCUGAUGUGAAUCGGAUGCAUGGCACGCUCAAACCCCUGCACUGUGCCUGUAUGGUCGCUGAUGCUGACUGUGUGGAGCUGCUGUUGGAGAAGGGGGCAGAGGUAAAUGCUUUAGAUGGCUAUAAUCGUACAGCACUGCACUAUGCAGCGGAGAAGGAUGAGAGCUGUGUGGAGCUGCUGUUGGAAUACGGAGCUCAGCCAAACGCCCUGGAUGGCAAUAAGGACACUCCCCUUCACUGGGCCGCCUUCAAAGAUAACCCAGAGUGUGUAAGGGCCCUGCUGGAGAGUGGGGCCUGUCCCAAUGCCCGUGACUACAACAAUGACACACCUCUGAGCUGGGCAGCAAUGAAAGGUAACCUGGAGAGUGUCAAAGUGCUAUUAGACUACGGAGCCCAGGUCCAUGUGACUAACCUGAAGGGCCAGACCCCUAUCUCCCGGCUGGUGGCCCUGUUGGCCCGGGGCCUUGGCACUGAACAAGAGGAAGAGUGCUUGGAGCUGCUGUGUCGAGCAGCAGGGAGGUUUGAGAUUCGACGGGCUGACGGCACCCUGCCCAGGGAGCUGAGCAAAGAUCCCCAGCUGCUGGCGAGGCUGACCAACAUGGUGGCUCAGGCACCCACGCUUCGCUCUCUGGCACGCUGUGCGGUACGGCAAAGUCUUGGAGUGCAAUUCCUCCCUACUGCUGUCAAAGAGCUUCCUUUACCAGAGACUAUUAAAGACUAUCUGCUGUUGAGAGACUGAAAAUGAAACCAUUUUGGUGCCCUUAGACCUCACUGGCUCAUUAUCAAAGAGCUCAUCACACUGCAUUUAUUUGCAAGAAAGUGUCUCCAUAGAAUUAAAGAAUUAUUCAACAUUUUUGCAAUUUAUUACAAUAUAUGUGAUGGGAGGAACUAACAAACUCAAUGUAUUUUUUUUACAAAUAUCUAAAUGAGCAGUGAGUGAAGUGCAGAUUAAUGUUUUAAUGUGUAGAAUCAAGUCGGCACCGGUGCAUUCACACAUUGUUACGUAUCUCGCAGCCAGAUUAAAGGAAAUCUUUCUCACCUUGUUUGCAGAAUGAAAAUAUAACAUCAGGUUUAUUCAGCUCCAUCAUACUAAUGGUGUACAGAAGUGCAUCCAAUCAUCCAGCUGUUUUGGUUCAUGAAUAGUAAGAACUAUUUCAAGUUAUAAUUUUGCCUGCUAAAUUCACAGGGAAUAUGAAUGUUACUUUUUAAAAUGUAAAUAUAAUUUAAAAGACUUCACAGAUAAUGAGGAAACUCAUAAAUACUGAGUUUUGUGGUUGAAUGAGUAUAUGCUUAUUGUACCUUUAGAGUGAAGGAUGCAGUUUAUGAAUGAGGGCUAAUGUUGACUGGUGCAGGCUGUCCAGCAGUUCUCAGUGUGCCAUGAGGAAAGGUGUGUGAAGGGUGUUUGUAUGUUGAAGUUGAAGUGGUCAUCUUUCUCUCAGACACCCGGAAGAGCUCACACAGCAGUAAUUUUUGCGAUACCGAGAGAAGAAAAGAAAGCAGAUUUUUUUUUUUUUUUAUGUCAGUGUGGUGUGAUAGUUAGCACAUUGAGAAGGUUCAGAUCCACUGGACUGCUGGCGUGGAGUUUGCAUGUUCUCCCCAUGCCUGCGUGGGUUUUCUCCAGGUGCACUGGAUUCUUCCGAUGCUCCCAAAACAUACAUGUUAGGUUAAAUUGGAGAUCGUAAAUUGGCCGUUAAUGGUCGUCUCUCUGUGUUAGCCCUGUGACAGACUGGCAGCCCAUUCAUAAUGUACCCCUCAUCUCGUCCUGUGACAGCUGGGAUGGACUUCGCCCCCCCCCCUCAAUUGGUUAAGCAGGAAAAAAAAAUGGAUGGCUGGAUUUAAAAACAACACUUUUGAGCAAAACAGAAGAAGAUUGUGCCAGAUGGCAACAGUUUUAUUUAUGUAGGUGCACCAAAAGUUUGGUAAAUAUUACUGGUUUCACAUAAUGUGCCAGGCACACUAACUUUGCCUCGAUAGUCUUCUGAGAUUAUUCAGCUCUGAUAACAAGUCUGCUAUUUUGUGAUUUAGUAUUUAUUUGGUCUAUAUUUAAAAAUAGGUUGCAGUUCCAGUUGCCAAUGAGGAAUAAAGUGUUUUUUUUUUUUUUGUUUGGUUGGUUGGUUUUUUUUGUUUGUUUGUUUUUUAAAUAUCAGUGGAUGUUUCCAGUCUUAACUCGCAAAAGUUUGUUUUCAAGGGUGCUCACUGGUCCAAAAUUUUGCAGGAUAUUUGAAAGUGAUUUUAUUUUAAAUUGUUAAAUGUUAGGACCAUGAUAUGGCAUGAUUACUAAGUUUUGUCUUUGAACGAUUCACUAAGUUGUAAAUUCGUGAAAGCAUUUGUCUACAAUGUGACCAUUUAUGUGCUUGGUUAUGUUUGCCUGUUCUACAGAUGUAUAAAAGUUAACCUCUAGAUCAUGUCUUGUGUACACCAGCAAAGGUGCUUUUUUUUCCUUUCUUUGUAAACAUACUGCAAGUAAAUGCCUUUA